AUGAAACCCAGCACAGAGCGUCGGGCAUCGGCCCCGCCAAGGAAGCGGACGCAAGAUGGUGCCCGCGAAGCUGGAAGCAUGGAAAUUCCUGGACCAUCCGGACUGCUGCGUAUUAAUCUACGAGCCCAUCCGGAGCACAAUACCAAGAAAAUCUGGCGGGAACUAAACAUGCCAACGGAUUGUGAUUUUCUAGGAUCGAAUGUUUUCAGCCUGCCGGAGAAACUUUUGCGCCACAACACAAAGAUGCGUCCGUCACCUUUAGCACGCCCAAAGCCGGAUCGUAAUGCGGAUAAAAAGAAGAUUCGUUCAUAUACUGCACUGCGCAAGGAUCGAGAGGAUUUCCGCCGGCGACUGGUGCGUUUGAUCGUACGUAAAGAGCACGAAAAGGACGAUCCUGAAAAUACUUUUCCGAAUGUAGAGGAGCGCGAGAUGUUGCGAUAUUAUCACUACAUUCGCCACGGUAUCGACACGGUUCACGUAUCUCCUAUUGAUAAGCGAGUUCUUCAGCGUGUGCUACGCCUAAUACCGAAGAAUCUGAGUCGUUGGAAGCAGCCACUUCGUGACAUUAUUGGAGAAAUUAAGGAAGAUUAUUCGUUCGCUGUUCGGAAGGCGGUAGUUGACUUCGUGUUGGGUGACGCGAUGACAAAGUAUGCCAAAAGGGAAGAAAUUACGCCAGGACGUUUGGAGAUUAAGGAACUGCGACUCAAGUGGAAGCACCGAUACGACGAGAACCAGGCUAGGAUUAAGCGGAAUCUGUUCUCGAUCAAUGCCUGUUCGGAGCAGAUUCUGGAGCUUUGGGAUACUACUUUCAAGAAGAUGUUGCUGGUAAACGUUAAGGAAUUGGAGGCGAAGGGAGAAGCGUACGAUUUGACGGAGUUUACGUCCACCGUGAACCAACAAAUCGAAGAAACUAGACUUACACUCUCGGACAAAUGGUACGGUGCGAUAAAGACGAUAUUCCAAAAAGGCAUCAAGAAGAAACUCAUUCCGGAUGAUUCAAAGCCGAAAAUGCUGAAGAAGUUCUUCAACUCUCUGGCCACACUGAUGACGAGACAGUUGCAGAAUUUGUGCAUCAGUAGCAUUGAAUCGUACACCCAUUAUAUCUGCGAUGUUGGGCGCACAAACCAAGGAUUUAGACUGACAAUUCUGUUGGAAAAUCAGGACACUCUAUCGUUCAUUCCAAGCUUUCCAAGGUUUCAGAUAGAGAUCCUGAAAAUUAUCGAUAAUAUUGUAAAGUCGGUUAAAAGCUUCCCACGGAUUGAGCGUCAAAUUUACCCCGAUUUGCAAUGUCCGCAUGAAACGUUGAGGCCUGAAAUUCCACCCGAAGUAAUCAACGUGUGUAAGGAGAAGAUCCACGACGUUCUCGAGGAGCAACGCAUAGGACCGGAGCUGCGGAUGCAAGAUUUCGACAACUAUAUGACGCUAAUAAACGGUUCCGACAUCGACGAUAUAGAGAGGUUCAUGGAGAAACGUCCCAGCUUCGAGGAGUACUGCAAGUACAUACAGCGAUACAAAAAGAUGGAGAAUGAUGUUGCUCGCGAAAUCUACGGUGUUGUAUCGAUGGGUUUCUACGAGUUUCAUCGCGAAGGAUUAAUUGAUACGCUCGAAGGACUGGCCAAGUUUAUGCAGCAAGAGUUAAUUGCAAAAAUGACAGCAGAUCAGCAAAGUGGUGCUCACCAGUUGGCGAUCGAGUAUGAGGCGAUCUCCACCAAAAUUAUCACCAUACCGAAGGAUACGGUGGAGCUGAUGACACUGAAAGCGUACGCGAUCAAGAUGGAAGAGACAACGAUCCCGGAGAUGGAGGAACGGCUCAAGAAAAACCUGCAUCAUUUGCUGUAUCUUACUGACUACACUAUAUUUACGCCACUGGAGAUCAAGCAAAACAAUAACACCUUCCAGUGGUACAUGAAGAUGCCCACGAUCUUCCAAGAUCACAAAAACAUUAUAGCGGAAAAGGUGAUUGAGUAUCAGGAUGCACUGAAGCGGCGUAUCGAGAGCUUCCGGCGUGAUUUGGAGCUGUUCUGGCACCAGGUGAAGGAGUACGAUUCUUGGGGUGACAUUAAGAACCUGCAGAAGUACAAGAAGAAGGCUACAGCGCUAGACAACAAACUAGUCGCGGCGAUGGACAAGAUUGAUCACAUUAAUGAAGAGGAGACGGCAUACGGUUGGGAACUGUCGCAGUAUCCGACUAGAAAACAGUGCCACGACAAGCUUGCACCGUACAAACAGCUUUACGAUGCCGGGCAGGAGUUUAUGGACAAGCACGAUCUGUGGAUGCAUUCGCAGGUUGGUUCACACGAUCCUGAGCAGAUAGACGAUACGGUGGGAUCGCUCUAUCGGACGGUUUACAAGCUCGAGAAGCAUUUUUCCGAUUCUUAUCAAACGCAGCGCUUGGCACAUGAUAUCAAAACUCGAAUCGAUCAAUUUAAAACGCAUAUGCCGAUCGUUCAGACGCUGGGCAAUCCAGGCAUGAAGGAACGUCACUGGGAGCAAGUGUCUGAAAUCAUAGGCUUCCCGAUACGCAUUUCCGCCGAGCUAACGUUGGAGCGUGUGAUCGACUAUGGACUGGACGACUAUAUACAGCGCUUCGAAACGAUCUCCGAAAGCGCUACGAAGGAAAACAAUCUAGAGAAGGCAAUGAUUAAGAUGGUGAACGAGUGGAGUGAUAUGGCGUUCGUGGUGCUCCCGUACCGCGAUACUGGUACCUACAUCCUAUCCGCAAUAGACGACAUCCAGGUACUGUUGGACGAUCAUAUCAUCAAGACGCAAACGAUGAAAAGUUCGCUGUACAUUAAACCAUUUGAAAAGGAUAUAAUAGCGUGGGAAAAGAAGCUGAUGCUGCUGCAAGAUAUACUCGAUGAUUGGCUGAAGGUGCAGGCGACCUGGAUGUACUUGGAGCCGAUCUUUUCGAGCCCGGACAUUCAAUCGCAGAUGCCGGAAGAGGGUCGCCGGUUCAGUGCGGUCGACAAGAUCUGGAAGGAUCUGAUGAAGUCGGUACAGGCCGAUACAAAGGUUUUGGUGGUGCUGGAAAUAGACAAAAUGUCGGAGAAAUUGAAGAAAUCUUACGGCCUGCUGGAAAUCAUCCAGAAGGGUCUGAACGAAUAUCUGGAAAAGAAACGGCUUUACUUCCCCCGUUUUUUCUUCCUGUCGAACGACGAGCUGCUUGAGAUACUGUCGGAAACGAAAGAUCCGACCCGUGUCCAACCGCACCUGAAGAAGUGUUUCGAGGGCAUUGCAUCGCUCAACUUUACCGAGGCGCUUGACAUUACGAUUAUGCGGUCGAAUGAGGGUGAAGAGGUGGAUCUAAUUGAGGAGGUGUCCACGAGCAAGGCUAAGGGACAGGUGGAAAAGUGGUUGCUCGAUUUGGAGCAUUCGAUGAAGAAGAGCAUUCACCUGAAGGUGGGCAAAUCGUACGAGGCGUACACGGAGACGGAACGUCACAAGUGGGUGCUGAUGUGGCCUGGCCAGUGCAUACAGUGCAUUUCGUGUGCAUUCUGGACGCUCGAGACGACCAUGUGCUUCGAUAGUGAAGAUCCGUUGGAAGCAUUGGAGGAAUAUUUGGAGACUUGCAAGGUGCAAAUUUCCUUUAUCGUGGACUUGGUCCGCGGCAAGUUGGCGAUGCAGAACCGACUUACGCUGGGUGCUUUGGUUGUGUUGGAUGUGCACGCGCGUGAUGUGCUGCUGGAUAUGAUUGAAAAGAAAACGACUCAGGUGGAUGACUUCAAUUGGCUGGCGCAAUUUCGGUACUACUUCGAGGAUCAAAAUUUGGCCACCAGGAUGAUUAAUUCGACACUCAUGUAUGGAUAUGAAUAUUUGGGCAAUACGGCACGUUUGGUGAUUACGCCUCUGACGGAUCGCUGCUUUAGAACUCUUUUCGGAGCACUCCAUCUCCAUCUGGGAGGAGCACCCGAAGGUCCCGCCGGGACAGGUAAAACGGAGACGACGAAAGAUUUAGCAAAGGCAGUUGCGAAGCAGUGCGUCGUGUUUAACUGCUCCGAUGGGUUGGACUAUAUUGCGUUGGGGAAAUUUUUCAAAGGUCUUGCAUCGUGUGGUGCCUGGUCCUGCUUUGAUGAGUUUAAUCGUAUCGAUCUGGAAGUGCUCUCCGUGGUGGCUCAGCAAAUUUUAACCAUCCAGCGUGGUAUUAACUCCGGUUCCCCGACGAUGGUGUUCGAGGGCACGACACUGAACCUCGAUCCGAGCUGUGCCGUGUUCAUUACUAUGAACCCGGGCUAUGCCGGUCGAUCUGAGCUUCCGGACAAUUUGAAAGCGCUGUUCCGUUCGGUUGCGAUGAUGGUACCGGACUAUGUGCUCAUCUCGGAAAUUGAACUGUACGCGUACGGAUUUUUGAAUGCCAAACCGCUUGCGGUAAAGAUCGUCGCCACGUAUCGGCUAUGCUCGGAGCAGCUAAGCUCGCAGCCUCACUACGAUUACGGUAUGCGGGCGGUGAAAUCGGUACUGAAGGCGGCCGGUGCCCUGAAGCUACGCUACCCGGACGAAUCGGAAGACAUAUUGGUUCUGCGGUCGAUCAAGGAUGUAAAUUUAGCCAAAUUCCUCAACCAAGAUGUGCCCUUAUUCCAGGGCAUCAUAUCGGAUCUCUUCCCGGGCGUGGUACUUCCGAAGCCGGACUACGCAGUGUUCGAUACAGCUGUGCAGAAGGCGUGCGAGAAGCACAACAAGCAGUUUACGCCGUUCUUCCUAGAGAAGGUGCAGCAACUGUACGAGAUGAUCGUAGUACGACACGGGCUGAUGAUUGUUGGUCCUCCGCUCGGCGGGAAAACGACCGCUUAUCGUAUUCUAGCCGAAGCGUUGGCAACUAUUGAAGAGUUGGGCGAAAUGGGUGAACAUCGGGCCCAGUAUACGGUGAUGAAUCCGAAGGCGAUUACGAUGGGUCAACUAUAUGGACAGUUUGAUCCGAUAUCGCACGAGUGGAGCGAUGGUAUAUUGGCGGUAAGCUAUCGGCAUUAUGCGCAAAGUACAAGUACUGAUCGCAAGUGGCUCAUUUUUGAUGGUCCGGUCGAUGCGAUCUGGAUUGAGAACAUGAACACUGUGCUGGACGAUAACAAGAAGCUAUGUCUGAUGUCUGGCGAAAUCAUACAGCUCUCGUCUACGACGAACUUGAUCUUUGAGGUGAUGGAUCUGGAUGCCGCCUCGCCCGCAACGGUGUCCCGCUGUGGUAUGAUCUACAUGGAACCGUCCUCGUUGGGCUGGGAGCCGGUGUUGGAGUCGUGGAAGAAUACGCUUCCACCAGCUCUACACUCGAUGAACAAGCAGGUCAUUACGCAAAUGUUCCACCGCUUCUGUCCGAUGUUACUGUGGUUUGUGCGUCGAGGUGGUGGGCUGCGUGAGAUGAUGCCGACCAGCGACUCGAACCUGGUGUUGUCGGUGAUGCAUCUGUUCGAUUGCUUUAUGGACGAUUAUCGGAACGAGGCGUACAUGAAGGCCGUCUCGGAGGUGGACGUGCGGGCGCAGCUAGAGGGUGUGUUCUUCUUUUCCUGCAUUUGGGCUAUUGGCGGCCCGCUCGAGACCGACAGUCGGGCCAAGUUCAGCGAGCUCUUCCGUGCACUGACCGAGAAAGUGUUUCCACCGGAGCUGAACGAGAAGUUCCGCAUACCGGAGCAUCUGCAGGUGCAGCCACUUUCGAAGCCAUUCAUCUUCCAGAUCCCGAAGGGCGGAACCGUGUUCGACUAUCGCUUCACCAAGGAGGGCAAGGGUAAAUGGCGCCCGUGGGCCGAGGAGAUCAGCCAGAGCACCAGCAUCCAGCGGGACGUGCCGGUGAAUCAGGUGAUCGUACCCACGAUCGAAACGAUACGCAUCGGUGCACUGCUGGAGUUGCUGGUGCAGCACGGCAAGUGUCUCCUGCUCGUCGGACCUACCGGAACCGGGAAGAGUGUGUACACGAUCGACUUUCUGUUGAAGCGCAACGAUACCAACAUCUUCAAACCGUUGCUGAUCAGCUUCUCGGCGCAGACUACCGCAAACCAGGUGCAGGAUAUCAUCAUGUCGAAGCUGGACAAACGUCGGAAGGGUGUGUUUGGACCACCGCUAGGAAAGAAGUGUGUCGUGUUUAUCGACGACGUGUCGAUGCCGCUGAAGGAAACGUACGGUGCGCAGCCACCGAUCGAGAUUGUGCGCAUGUGGCUGGAUCACUGUCUGUGGUAUGAUCGGAAGGACGUGACGGCGAUGAAGCUGGUCGAUCUGCAGCUGAUGUGCGCGAUGGGACCGCCGAGCACAGGCAACACGGUAUCGCCCCGAUUCUCGCAGCACUUCAACUCGAUCGCGAUGGAUGAGUUCGACGAUCAGACACUGAUCGGCAUCUUCAGCAAGAUUGUGCUGUGGCAUCUUGAUACACGGGGUUUCUCGAAAGAGUUUGACCCGUGCAUCGAUGAGAUCGUCCUAUCGACGCUCCAGAUUUAUCGUCAGGCGCGCGCCAUCCUGCUACCGACACCGGCCAAAUGCCACUAUCUGUUUAAUUUGCGUGACUUUUCGCGCGUCAUACAGGGCGUGCUGUUGUCCGUCCCGGAAGGGACGGAAACGCUGAACAGUAUGCGACGACUGUGGGCACACGAGAUACUGCGGGUGUAUGGAGACCGGCUGGUGGAUGAUAGUGAUCGGGAAUGGUUGUUCGAAGAGCUCUGUACCGUGAUCCGGGAAUACAUGAAGGAGGAUCCGAAAGAUCUGUUUGAUCGGUUUGUCGAGGGUAAUGAACUUACGGAGACUUCGCUGCGGGCGCUGAUGUUUUGUGACUUCACGAAUCCCAAAGCGGACACAAAGCUUUACCUGGAGGUGAUGGACAUCGAGGAGUUGAGCUUCGUCGUGGAAUCGUACCUGGUAGAGUACAACAACAUGUCGAAGAAACCGAUGUCUCUGGUACUGUUCCGGUUUGCGAUAGAACAUUUGUCACGUAUCUGUCGGAUAAUCAAACAACCUCGCAGUCACGCAUUGCUUGUUGGCGUUGGAGGUUCUGGAAGGCAGUCACUGGCCCGUAUAGCGUCCCACAUUUGUUCGUACGAGCUGUAUCAGGUUGAGAUAUCCCGACAGUACGGUAUGACAGAAUGGCGUGAAGAUAUGAAGAAUCUGCUGAAGAAAGUAUGCGGCUCUGAUCAGCACAUCUGCUUCCUCUUUACGGACACGCAGAUAAAGGAGGAAGGCUUUCUGGAAGAUAUAAAUAACUUGCUGAAUUCGGGCGAGAUUCCUAAUCUCUUUACCAACGAGGAAAAGUCGGAGAUUAUUGAGAAGAUGCGUCAAAUGGAUCGGCAGAAGGAGAAGAGUCAACAGACCGAUGGAAGUUUGGUGGCGCUUUUCAAUCUUUUCGUUACGAUCAUACGUGAUCAGCUCCAUAUUGUGCUGUCGAUGUCACCGAUUGGGGAUGCUUUCCGGAAUCGUGUUCGAAAGUUUCCUUCAGUGGUUAACUGCUGCACAAUCGAUUGGUUCCAACCGUGGCCUAAGGAUGCCUUAACAGCAGUAGCGACCAAAUUUUUAUCCACGGUAGAAAUGACGGAUAUGGAGCGUCAGUGUUGCAUCGAUAUGUGUAUGGAGUUUCACACAAGCACCCAGAUGCUGUCGGAAGAAUUCUUGUUGCGCUUGAAACGCUACAACUACGUUACACCAACUUCCUACCUGGAGAUGAUUCAUACCUUCAAGACUUUGCUUGACAAAAAGCGCACUGAGGUAUUGACAGGCAAGAACCGAUACCUGACCGGUCUGAAGCAACUCGAGAUAGCUGCCCAGCAGAUUGGUGUGAUGCAGGAACAACUCGAAGCUGUUCAACCACAAAUGAAGAUCGCUGCCGAAACAGUGGCCCAACAGAUGGCGAAAGUUCAGGCUGAUAGUGAGGUAGCCGCAGAGCAGAAGCAGAUGGUCGAAAAGGAUGAAGCUGCCGCUCAGGAACAGGCGGCUGCUGCCAACGCCAUCAAGGAGGUUUGUGAUGCUAAGCUGGCAGACGCGAUGCCUAUUUUGGAUGCAGCCAUGGAAGCCCUGAACACUCUAACACCGGCGGAUAUAACGAUCGUGAAAACAAUGAAAAGUCCUCCGAUUGGUGUGAAAGUUGUGAUGGAAGCAAUUUGCAUAUUGAAGGAUCUAAAGCCAGACCGUGUACAGAAUCCGUCCGGUAUGGGUAUGGUGGAGGACUAUUGGGGUCCCUCGAAACGUGUCCUGGGUGACAUAAAGUUCAUGGAUGGUUUGUUAAAUUUCGAAAAGGAUGAUAUUCCACCGAAAGUGAUACAGAAACUGGAAGAGCGUGUCUUUACCAAUGAAAACUUCGAUCCGGAAAAAGUGAAGCUUGCAUCAACGGCAGCUGAAGGAUUGUGCAAAUGGGUCAUAGCAAUUGCGAAGUACGACAAAGUGGCGAAGGAGAUUGCACCCAAGAAGGCAGCACUGGCGGAAGCUCAAGCUAGUUACAAUUCCGCUAUGACGAUACUGAAUGCAAAGUUGGAGCAAUUGCGUAUCGUUGAGGAGAAUCUCGCAGAUCUACAACGCAAACUGGACGAACAGAUUGCUCAGCACGCAAAGCUGCAAGCAAACGUAGAGCUAUGCAUGAAGAAGUUGGAACGUGCGACGGAGAUCAUUACCGGUCUAGGUGGUGAAAAGGAUCGUUGGCAAACGGCAGCAGAUACACUGGCUCAAAUCUACGACACACUCACCGGCGACGUUCUGAUUGCAUCCGGUAUUGUCGCAUAUCUGGGACCCUUCACGAUGCAGUUCCGGGCACAACAGAUUGCCCAGUGGAUCGAACGGUGUACGGAUCGUGGGAUUAUCUGUUCCCAGGACUUCCAGCUCGUAAAUGUGUUGGGUAAUCCGGUGGAUAUCCGGGCAUGGAAUAUCUUCGGUUUGCCAAGUGAUGCUUUUUCGAUCGAGAGUGCUAUCAUCAUUCAUAACGCCCGCCGUUGGCCUCUUAUGAUCGAUCCACAAGGGCAGGCCAACAAAUGGGUACGCAAUAUGGAGAAAGCCAACCGGAUUUGUAUUAUCCGCCUCACACAGCCUGACUAUACACGCGUGCUGGAGAACGCGAUACAAUUUGGGCUGCCCGUUCUACUGGAGAACGUUGGUGAAGAGAUCGAACCUAUGCUGGAACCGAUUCUGUUGAAACAAAUCUUCCGACAAGGUGGUACGAUGUGCAUCAAGCUGGGCGAUUCAAUAAUUGAGUACAACGAUUCCUUCAAAUUCUACAUCACAACAAAGCUACGCAGUCCUCACUAUCUACCAGAGAUAGCGGUGAAGGUCACCCUGCUAAACUUUAUGAUAACCCAGACCGGACUGCAAGAUCAGCUACUCUCCAUAACGGUCGCUCGCGAAAGGCCCGAUCUCGAGACGGAGAAAAACUCGCUCAUCAUACAGGGUGCGGAGAACAAGCGGCAACUGCAAGAGAUCGAAGACAAGAUCCUGCAGGUCCUCUCGUCCGAGGGCAACAUUCUCGAGGAUGAAACCGCUGUAUCGGUCCUAAGCUCGUCGAAAACGCUGGCCAACGAGAUUAACGAGAAGCAAAUCAUUGCCGAGGCGACCGAACGUCAGAUCGAUAUGGCCCGUCUGCAGUACACACCGAUCGCCGCCCACUCGACGGUGCUGUUUUUCACGAUUGCCGACUUGGCCUGCAUCGAUCCGAUGUAUCAGUACAGUCUCACCUGGUUCGUAAACCUCUUUACCGCGGCUAUCGACAAUACCGAGAAGGUGGAUGAGGUGCCGGCCCGCUUGGAGGAUCUUAGGACCUAUUUUACGUACAGCCUGUAUGAGAAUAUCUGCCGCAGUUUGUUCGAGAAGGACAAGAUACUGUUUUCGCUGCUGCUGGCCACCAAUUUGCAGCAGGACUCUGGACAACUGGGCACUGCCGAGCUGAUGUUUUUGCUUACUGGUGGCGUUGGGUUGGAUAAUCCCGAUCCCAAUCCGGCAGGAGGAUGGUUGCCGGAUAAAAACUGGGACGAACUUUGUCGGCUGACGUUAUCGUUUGAGGAGUUUGGGCCACUGAAGGAGCACGUGAGCAACAAUUUGGAGAGUUGGAAGCAAUACUUUGACGACGAUACACCCCAUGAAGCUACCAUACCGGAGCCUUGGAAUACGAAGCUUUCGGCGUUUCAGAAGCUGCUAGUACUUCGAUGCUUCCGAGCAGAUAAGUUAGUUCCUGCGAUCGAGUUGUAUGUGGCAGAAACAAUGGAACCAAAGUACGUAGAACCUCCGGCGUUCAAUUUGGCUGCAUCGUACGACGAAUCGAACUGCUGUGUGCCACUAAUAUUUGUGCUAACACCCGGUACCGAUCCGACGGCAACACUGAUCAAAUUUGCCGACUCCCAGGGACUGGGAGCGAACCGACUAUUUUCCCUGUCACUCGGUCAGGGUCAGGGUCCGAUCGCAACCAAAAUGAUCGACGAGGGUACUAAGUUUGGCAAUUGGGUUCUGCUACAAAACUGUCAUCUCGCCCAAAGCUGGAUGCCAACGCUGGAGAAGAUCUGCGAAAGCUUCCAGCCGGACACGACGCAUCCCGACUUUCGUCUCUGGCUCACCUCCUACCCGACGGAACACUUCCCGGUGGUGGUGCUGCAGAACGGGAUCAAGAUUACGAACGAACCGCCGAAGGGUUUGCGGAUGAAUGUAACGCGAUCUUUUAUGAGUGAUCCGAUCUCGAACGUGGAAUGGUUUGAGGCUUGCAAACAGCCAGCAAAUUUCAAAAAGCUACUGUUUAGCCUUUGCUUCUUCCAUGGAAUUGUGCAGGAGCGGCGUCAGUUUGGUCCGAUCGGUUGGAACAUUCCGUACGAGUUUAACGAGACCGAUUUGAGCAUAAGUUUGACGCAGUUGCGCAUGUUUUUGGAUGAGUACGAGGAGGUCCCGUAUGUAGCACUUCGCUACCUGACGGGCGAGUGUAAUUAUGGCGGCCGGGUGACGGAUGAUUGGGAUCGUCGUUGUUUGAAUACGAUACUGGCGAAGUUCUACACGGCGGAGGUGUUGGAGGACGAGAGUUACAUCUUUGAUGAGGUGGGACUGUAUCCGGUUCCGGAGUUGAAGGAGCAUGAGGAGUUUGUGGCGUUUAUACGGGACUUGCCGGUCAUUGCUAGGCCCGGUGUGUUUGGACUGCACGAGAAUGCCGACAUUAUUAAGGAUCAAAAGGAAACGGAUACACUUUUGGCUAGCGCCUUAAAAACACAGAACACAUCAACCGGUGUGUUUAAGGAAACACCUGCCGAGCUUGUGAUUCGCGUAUCCUCGGACAUCUUGAAGCGUCUACCGCCCGAGUUUGAUCGGGAUGCCGCGCUGGAGAAGUAUCCUACCGAUUACCACCAGAGUAUGAACACAGUUCUGGUGCAAGAAAUGGUACGCUUCAACAAUCUACUCACCUGCAUCCGGAGCAGCCUGCAAACUGCCCGCAAAGCAAUGCAAGGUCUCGUCGCCAUGUCCCCAACGGUGGAAGAAGUCGUCGGUGCGGUACUGAUCGGCAAGAUUCCCUCCGUCUGGGCGAAACGAUCCUACCCGAGCCUGAAACCGCUCGGCUCGUACAUUGUGGACUUUAUCGCUCGAUUGGAGUUCCUCCAAAAAUGGUACGACGAGGGUCCACCGGCCACAUUCUGGGUGUCGGGCUUUUUCUUCACCCAAGCCUUCUUAACCGGUGCACAGCAGAACUACGCCCGCAAGUACGUCAUACCGAUCGAUCUGCUCGUGUUUGAUAACGAGGUGUUGCGGGACACGGAAAUCACGGAACCACCGGAAGAUGGAGUAUAUGUGUAUGGGUUGUUUCUGGAAGGUACACGUUGGGACCGGGAAAAGGGCUAUUUGCAGGAAUCGAUCCCGCGCGUUCUGUUCGAUACGGUGCCUUAUAUUCUACUGAAACCGAUGACGAAAGACGAAUUUGUACCGAAGCACACGUACCGGUGUCCGGUGUACAAGACGGCCGAACGGCGCGGUACACUUUCGACCACCGGUCACAGCACGAACUUUGUCAUUGCGUUGCUGCUGAACUGCGAUCCGAACGUGAAACCGGAACACUGGGUUAUGCGUGGUGCUGCUAUGCUGUGUCAGCUGAGUCACUAACC
Anopheles maculipalpis is the source of this 12011-nucleotide messenger RNA. It is a transcript of the gene Dhc36C, whose product is annotated as dynein axonemal heavy chain 7. The record is from RefSeq and is a predicted model, not a curated record. Gene Ontology annotation, cellular component: dynein complex. Bases 1 to 12009 code for a protein of 4002 amino acids. Gene Ontology annotation, molecular function: dynein intermediate chain binding; ATP binding; dynein light intermediate chain binding. Gene Ontology annotation, biological process: microtubule-based movement. NCBI's taxonomy places the organism in Eukaryota, Metazoa, Arthropoda, Insecta, Diptera, Culicidae. The transcript is spliced from 15 exons.